AUGCAGAUGACCGGGGCGUAUUCGAUUCCACGAAAAAUUGACGAAGCCCGACUUUCCCUGGUAACAUCACCGCCUGAACUUCCAGUAAAAGUCCCUAGCCAGGAGAGGAAAGACUCGAGUGCCGCAGGAUACGUGCUGACAUCCGUCGAUCAAAUCGUCAACUGGGCUCGACAAAACUCGUUAUGGGCCCUGAGCUUUGUUCUCGCCUGCUGCACCAUUGAGAUGAUGCAAGUCUCCAUGCCACAAUACGACCAGGACCGUCUGGGCAUAAUUUUCAGCGCCUCCCCUCGCCAGGCCGAUGUCAUGGUUGUAGCUGGCACAGUAACAAGCAAAAUGGCUCCAGCUCUUCGUCAGUGCUACGAUCAGAUGUCUGAGCCUCGAUGGCUCAUUACCAUGGGAAGUUGCGCGAAUGGGGGUGGCUAUUACCACUACAUUUAUAGUGUUGUACGAGGCGUUGAUCGGAUUAUUCCUGUGGAUGUGUAUAUCCCGGGCUGCUCACCUACGCCAGAAGCGUUCCUGUAUGGGACUUUCCAAUUGCAGAAUAAGAUUCGGACGACAAAGGUCACGAGAAUGUGGUAUUGGAGGUAG
This is a messenger RNA of Talaromyces stipitatus ATCC 10500, 588 nucleotides long. RefSeq names its product NADH-plastoquinone oxidoreductase, putative. Gene Ontology annotation, molecular function: quinone binding; 4 iron, 4 sulfur cluster binding; NADH dehydrogenase (ubiquinone) activity. NCBI's taxonomy places the organism in Eukaryota, Fungi, Ascomycota, Eurotiomycetes, Eurotiales, Trichocomaceae. Gene Ontology annotation, biological process: aerobic respiration; mitochondrial respiratory chain complex I assembly; electron transport coupled proton transport. The transcript has 2 exons. The coding region runs from base 1 to 588 and encodes 195 amino acids. The record is from RefSeq and is a predicted model, not a curated record.